Messenger RNA from Hibiscus syriacus, 3136 nucleotides. Its product is annotated as receptor-like protein Cf-9. The coding region runs from base 47 to 2959 and encodes 970 amino acids. The transcript has 2 exons. Gene Ontology annotation, molecular function: protein binding. NCBI's taxonomy places the organism in Eukaryota, Viridiplantae, Streptophyta, Magnoliopsida, Malvales, Malvaceae. The record is from RefSeq and is a predicted model, not a curated record.
GUCUAUACUCUGAACAUUCCUUUGGUUCUCAACUUUGUGAGAAAAUAUGAGAAACCUUGGCCUGCUAUUGGUGUUAAUGUUGCAUCUAUCAUGGAGUUUGUCUUUCACUGUUCCUCCCCCAUCCUCUCAUCCAUGUCUCCCGCAUCAGAGAGAUGCUCUGCUACAAUUUAAAAACUCCAGUUUUAUAACUGACUGCCGGCUUUGGUCUGGUUCUUACAAAAAGACAGAGACGUGGGACAAAAGCAUUGAUUGUUGUUCAUGGGAGGGAGUCAAAUGCGACGAGCUGACCGGCCAUGUAAUCGGCAUCGUUCUUAGUCACGGUUGCCUUACCGGUUCUCUCCUUGCGAGUCCAAACAACGGCCUCUUUCACCUCGACAGACUUCGAUGGCUUGACCUGAGUUCCAACCUCAUCGAUGGCUCUCUUAGUAGCCUGUUCCACUUGCAUGGACUCAAAAGUCUCAACCUCGCUCACAACAAUUUCGAUGGAACAAUCCCUUCGGAGUUAUUUACUCAAUUGGUGAGUUUAACUCAUCUUAAUCUCUCUUUUUCUGGCUUCACUGGCCAGAUCCCAAAUAAAAUCAGCCUCUUGUCAAGUAUGGUUUCACUUGAGCUUUCCUCUUAUUCGUUCCCCCAUUUUAUAAUCGAUGGUCAAGCUUUUGACAUGCUUGCAACAAACUUGACCAAAUUAAGAUACCUUGGGCUUGAUUUUGUAGAUAUGUCUGAUGUUGCAGUCACCUCCUUUCUGAACUUGUCUUCAUCGCUAGAACAUUUGAGUCUUUAUGGUCAUUACUUGCAUGGGGAAUUUCCGAGUCAAGUUUUUCACCUUCCGAACCUCAAACAUAUUGAUUUAAGUAGGAAUGAAAAUCUCACAGUUCAUCUCCCAAAGACAAACUGGAGCAGUGGCCUUGAGUCGUUGGACCUUACCUAUUGUUGUGGUUUUAGAGGGUCAAUUCCACCAUCGUUUGGAAAUCUCACUCAACUCAGUUCCAUAGAUUUAUCUGGAAAUUUGUUUGAAGGACAGAUUCCUGAUGUUUUUGGGAAACUUACCAAGUUAUCUUCUUUGGCAUGUUCUUCAUGCAAUUUGAGUGGUUCACUUCCAAUGACCAUGUUCACUCUCCCAUCUCUGCUACAUUUAGAUUUCAGUCUUAACAAAUUGGCAGGACCAAUGGACCCAACUCAGAUGCCAAUUUCUAUCCAAUACCUUGAUUUAAGUUCCAAUGAUUUCCAUGGUCCACUACCCGCUUCUGUUUUCGAUCUUGUGAACCUUAUUUCACUUCGUUUGUCGUCAAACAACUUGAGUGGUGUCAUCAAGUCGGAUAUGCUCUCGAAACUCACAAGUCUUGAAGUUCUCGAUCUUUCGAAUAAUAGUUUACUAUCAUUGAGCACCAGCGGCAAUGAUGCAAACUAUUCCUUCCCUCAGCUCAAAGAAGUGUUCUUCUCUUCUUGUAGCCUUAGGCGGUUCCCGAAUUUCUUUCGAGCAUCGGGGUUGGAGCUUUUAGAUGUUUCCGAUAACAUGAUAUCUGGUGGAAUUUCCAAAAGGGAAGCUCAAGGGUGGGAGAAAUUGCAAAGCUUGAACCUUUCCUAUAACUCUCUGACCACAUUGGAACAGUUUCCAGGGAAGAGAUUGGAAUUUCUCGACCUUCGUUCCAACUUGCUUCAAGGGCCAAUUCUCUCUACUUGCUUGAAUCUUCAAACUCCAAAUCAACAGUUGAUCCGGGAGUUAUUGAUUUCAGAGAAUAAAUUGACGGGAAAUAUUCCUUCUUCCAUUUGCAAUUGGAGUUCACUUGCAAUACUGGACUUGUCCAGAAACAACUUGAGUGGAACUAUUCCUGAAUGUUUUGGAAAUCACAACAAGUCUCUUGAGUACGUGGAUUUGCAGAUGAACAACUUCCAUGGCAAGAUCCCUGAUUCUAUUGGGAAUAAUAAGUACUUAACUCAUCUUUUCCUCAAUGACAAUUGCUUCGAAGGAUUAGUCUCGCCAUCUUUGGCUAAUUCUAGCAGAUUGGAGAUUUUAAAUUUAGGGAACAACAAGAUCACCGAUAGGUUCCCACAUUGGUUAGCUUCACUUCCAAGUCUGCAGGUUCUUAUCUUGAGACAUAAUAGAUUUCAUGGGCCACUGCCUCGUUCGAUAGCACCAUCUGACUUCUCCGCAUUGCGAAUGAUUGAUCUCUCCGGAAAUGAGUUCACUGGCACCUUGCCGACCGAACUCUUUCGAAAUUUGAGAGGAAUGACAGUUAAACCCGAACAGAGAUUUCCACUCCCAGCACAGUUCGUCUAUAGGGGUAUUCAUUAUUUCAUUGAAGAAUACCACAUUUCUGUGAAUGUAACAACGAAAAGAUUGGAGCUUGAAUUGACGAAGAUCAUAGCCAUUUUCGUAUCCAUGGACUUGUCAAACAACAAAUUCUCUGGACAGAUUCCUGAGGAAGUGGGAGAACUUAUUUCCCUGCAAAUGCUCAACUUCUCUAGCAACAACUUCACCGGUCCUAUACCAUCAUCGUUCGGAAAUCUGGUGGCACUUGAAUCAUUAGAUAUUUCAUCAAACAAACUCAAUGGCAGGAUUCCUUCUCAAAUGACGAAAUUGACAUUUCUUGAAGUGUUCAAUCUUUCGAACAAUGAACUUUCUGGACCGAUUCCACAUGGAAAUCAAUUUGAUACCUUUGAUAAUGAUUCCUACAGUGGUAACUUGGGAUUGUGUGGUUUACCAUUGUCCAAGCCAUGCAUCGACCACGGGGAGGCCGAACCACCUGCACCAUUGGUGGUGAAACACAAGGGUUCUAAAGAGUUAUCUUUCUGGCAAAUUGCAAUGAUGGGGUAUGGAAGCGGAGUUGUACUAGGAUUGAGCUUAGGUUACAUUGUAUUCACAACUGGAAGACCAUGGUGGCUUGUUCGAAUCGUCGAGAGAGAUUUACAAUACAAAUUCACAAAGUGGAUCCGAAGAAACAAACCAAGAAGAAACUAGCUAUAAUUCCAACAUCUUGUCUAGUGGCAUCGAAAACUUCGAACUGAACUCGGUAAGAUCAUGCUUGUUGAGUUUCCUCGGAGGCCAAAUGAACAAACCAGGGAGGUGAUGUUAAUUUAGCCAAUAGUUUGGUGAUAUGAAGUUAAAAUUGUUGAGCAAAUAUUACUUCUAACUAUC